UCUCGCCCGCUCCAGACGCCCGGUCCCACCCCCGAGGCGGUGAGGGGCGGCCGGUGCCGUCCCCUUUAAGGGCCGCGGCGGAGACGCCCCGCCUGCUCAUUUCCUAGCGCACAGGAAGUGGGGACGCGGUUCCGUGGUGGGGCCCGCGCGGUUCUGACUUCAUUUUGCUGACUCAAACCGCAGAUUCCAAGGAAAGGAGGGGAAGUGGAAUAAAAUACUCAAGUGCCAGAGGAAAGGCCAGACUACCCAAUGAAAAUUACUAAGUUGUAGAUUGCUCUCACACACAAGGGAGAAAAAUUGCUGUUGAUUCAAAGCUCAUGAAAUUACUUCUGCAGACUUUGCUCACUGAACUUCAAAUAGACUAAAACCACCCAAGUAGGGUUGAAACAGGAAAUGGAAAUAUGACUCCUUGCUGGUGUCUUCCGCCUUCCUCACCCUCUGCAGGUUUUUUCGUUUGGGGUAGGAAAUCCUGAACAAAUUGUAUGGCGUCAACCAAGCUCAUAGUUGAUGGUUAUGGAUGACAUAGGAACUUCAGAUUUAUGUCUCUGCAAUGACACCUGAUUAAGGCAAAGGUUGAAAACUGCACGUCAGCUACUUUAUCAAAACUUGUAGUAACUGUUGCAGGCAUACUUUCUCUGUCUUUCUAGAAUUUGAACUCUGGGGUGAUGUUCCCUGAAAAGCAUGAGCAGAUAAGUCAUAUUUUUGAAUUGGAAGUGGUAGUAACAUGAGAAUGCCCAGAAGAGGCUUUGCAAUUCAAGCCAGGACUCGUUGGCUAUUAGUGGGCCUUGCUUUACUAUUCAGUUUAGUCUUGCUUAUGUAUUUGCUGGAGUGUGCUCCACAAACAGACGAUAAUGGAUCUCUGCCUGGUGUUGUAGGCGAAAGCAUGGGCAAAGAAUACUAUCAAGCUCUCUUGCAGGAGCAAGAAGAGCAUUAUCAAAACAGAGCUACCAGUCUGAAACGUCAGAUUGCCCAGUUAAAGCAAGAGCUUCAGGAAAUGAGUGACAAAUUGAAAUCCCUGCAGGAAAAAAAGAGCCCAAGGGUCAAUGGUAUGAACUACCAGGGCACCAAAGAACAGUCAUCCAAUGAUCUCCUAGAAUUUCUUCAUUCACAGAUUGACAAAGCUGAGGUGAGCGUGGGGGCUAAACUGCCUAGUGAAUAUGGUGUCAUUCCUUUUGAAAGCUUUACAUCCAUGAAAGUAUUUCAGUUGGAAAUGGGGCUCACUCGGCAUCCAGAAGAGAAACCUGUUAGAAAGGAUAAGCGAGAUGAGUUGGUGGAAGUUAUUGAGGCUGGCCUAGAAGUCAUCAAUAAUCCAGAUGAAGAAGAUGGACAAGAUGAAGAUGAUGGAGUAGGAGAGAGGCAGCUGUAUAGUGAAAAUGAUUUCAUAGAAGGUUACUAUCGUACAGAAAGAGAUAAAGGGACACAGUAUGAGCUGUUUUAUAAGAAGAUGGAUGGCAUGGAAUACAGGCAUGUCACCUUGUUCCGACCUUUUGGACCACUCAUGAAAGUGAAGAGUGAAACAGUCGAUAUUUCUAGAUCAAUCAUUAACAUUAUUGUCCCUCUUGCUGGAAGAACUGAGGCAUUUGCACAAUUUAUGCAAAACUUUAGGGAUGUGUGUAUUCAUCAGGAUAAGCGUCUUCACCUCACAGUGGUGUAUUUUGGACAAGAUGGGCUAUCAGAAGUAAAAGGCAUCCUAGAAUCUGUAGCUAGAGAAACAAGCUUCCACAAUUACACACUUGUCUCUCUGAAUGAGGAAUUUAACCGAGGCCGAGGACUUGAUGUGGGUGCCAGAGCCUGGGAAAAGGGCGAGGUCCUGAUGUUCUUCUGUGAUGUUGAUGUUUAUUUCACGGCUGAGUUCCUCAACAGUUGUCGCUUAAAUGCUGAGCCUGGGAAAAAGGUGUUUUAUCCUGUGGUAUUCAGCCUUUACAAUCCUGCUAUUGUCUAUGCCAACCAAGAUAUACCAGCCCCUGUGGAGCAACAACUGGUACACAAGAAGGAUUCUGGUUUCUGGCGGGAUUUUGGCUUUGGGAUGACUUGUCAGUAUCGGACAGACUUUUUGACUGUUGGGGGUUUUGACUUGGAAGUGAAAGGCUGGGGUGGUGAGGAUGUUCACCUUUACAGAAAGUACUUGCAUGGUGACCUUAUUGUGAUCAGGACACCUGUCCCUGGUCUCUUUCACCUCUGGCAUGAGAAGCAUUGUGCAGAUGAACUCACUCCAGAGCAGUAUCGCAUGUGUAUCCAGUCCAAAGCCAUGAAUGAGGCCUCUCACUCGCACCUUGGGAUGCUGGUCUUCAGGGAGGAGAUUGAGACUCACCUCCGUAAGCAGGCUUACAGGACUAACAGCGAAGCAGUGGGUUAAAUGUCAACCCUGUGACUUUUGAUGACUUCAAAUUCACAAUGAACCAGCACCAUUUUACAGCCUUAAUUCAGCUUAACAAUGCAGUGCCUCUCUUUUUCAGUGAAGAAGAGUUUAAAGGGUUUUUGGUUCUUGUAUUUGUUUUUCAAGUAAUUCUUUGACUGUUACGCUGUUACCUAGAUAUCUUGCAAGUUCAAGCACCUCAAAUAAAUUGGAAAAUGUAUGUAGUUCAAGGAAAGAGACUUGAGUAUGGAUUGGAAAAUCAGUGGAAUGUAUAACUCGACACUUUUCCACAUGGUACAUUUCAAUUUUUAUAUUUGCAUUAUUUUAAGAAUUAAAUAAUCUUUUGUGUUGUCUUGGGUAUUUUCAGUCUGUAUGGCUCACUGCUCUGUGACUUUAGAAGGACACUAUACUUACACUCCAUUGUAGAAACAAGAAAGGUGUGAAAAAUAAUUUCCAUAAAAGUUGUACAGGAUGUGCCGACUGGUACAUCAGCUGUUCAGGUUGCUGAUUCACAGCAAGGGCUUGGUGCCACAUUUGCUGUAUUAACAGACAUUCACAUGGUUCAAUACAGAGUUAUUUAUAUUGGUGGAGGAGAAUGAUAAUCUUUAAGUGGAAUUUUAGAGCAUAUAAUGUAAUUUCACACUGCAAACCAGACACAACCUUCUUGUCUCUCUGUCUCCUGACUCGGACGAGUUGGGAGCGUUGUCUCAGUUGGGCAUUUCUGGGUCUGGUCUUUUCCCACAGUAGAUGCCACAUCACAGAAUUCCUUCUAUGAACUGAGUUAUGCUAUUAAACUAAUUUGUUUAAAGAU
This is a messenger RNA of Neopsephotus bourkii (Bourke's parrot), 3167 nucleotides long. It is a transcript of the gene CSGALNACT2, whose product is annotated as chondroitin sulfate N-acetylgalactosaminyltransferase 2. Bases 725 to 2356 code for a protein of 543 amino acids. Gene Ontology annotation, cellular component: Golgi cisterna membrane. NCBI's taxonomy places the organism in Eukaryota, Metazoa, Chordata, Aves, Psittaciformes, Psittacidae. The record is from RefSeq and is a predicted model, not a curated record. The transcript has 8 exons. Gene Ontology annotation, molecular function: glucuronosyl-N-acetylgalactosaminyl-proteoglycan 4-beta-N-acetylgalactosaminyltransferase activity.